Molecule: messenger RNA, 1623 nt
Organism: Aethina tumida (small hive beetle)
Lineage: Eukaryota; Metazoa; Arthropoda; Insecta; Coleoptera; Nitidulidae
Product: solute carrier family 2, facilitated glucose transporter member 8-like
Exons: 2
Coding region: 84-1523 (479 amino acids)
Biological process (GO): transmembrane transport
Cellular component (GO): membrane
Molecular function (GO): transmembrane transporter activity
Source: RefSeq, a predicted model, not a curated record
UUCUCCCACCAGUUGGAAACUCGCGAGUACUUGGCUCGGUCGUGGGAUUUUCGUGCUGAUACGAAGUGGCAGCAACGUGUGCCAUGUCGAUGGUGAACAGUGCCGUUAACCUCUUCCAAGGGACCUUCACACAAGUACUGACGGCCGUAACAUGUACUCUUCCCAUGAUAUCCGAUGGCAUGCAGUACGGCUGGUCCGCCCCCGUUAUACCGGUACUCCAGUCCAAAGACUCGCCGAUUAAAGUUACCAAAAAACAAUGCGAAUUGUUGGAAUCUGUUUACAUUAUAGGUGCGAUAUGCGGCAUUACGAUAACCAUUUACCUGGUGGACAAAAUUGGAAGGAAACUGUCCCUUCUCCUCGCAGCAACGACAACCUUACUCGUUUGGGUGGUGAUCCUGACUUCUGACAACAUUAAAUACAUCAUCGCAGCAAGAUUUUUUACUGGUAUGGCGGGUGAUAUGGCUUUCGUGGCAGCCCCAAUGUAUCUGGCAGAAAUAGCUGACCAAAAAAUCAGGGGUUUUCUAUCCAGUAUCAUUUAUCUGAUGAUGUUGGUAGGUAUCCUUGUGGUGUACAUCAUAGUACCUUUCACCCCCUACUACGUAACUCCAGUAGUUGGCAUCGCCAUUAACGCCAUAGGCAUUAUAACGUUCGCAUUCAUGCCGGAGUCCCCGUACUACCUCCUCAUGAAAUCCAAAACCGAAAAGGCCCAACAAUCCCUGAUCAAAUUCCGACAGACCAAAGAAGUCGAAAAGGAGUUCACCGAAAUCAAAGAGGCGGUGGACAAGGAAAAGAGUAUCAAAACCAAGCCGCUGGACAUAGUCACGGUGAAGAGCAACAGAAAGGGCGUGUUAAUAAUGGUGGUCCUAAACGGCGCCCAACACAUGGGGUGCAUCAGCAUCAUCAUAAUGAACCUUCACGCCAUUCUAGAAGCUGCAGGUUCCAUUUACAUUGAAACCUCCUACGCUGCAAUCAUAUAUUCAGCCAUAAUGUUGUUGUCCGCCACCACGGCGUCUUUCAUCAUCGACAAGUACGGCAGAAAAUUACUGCUCUUGGUCUCCAACGUCCUAACCGGUGUAUGUUUGUUUGUAUUAUCCACAUAUUUUUAUCUGCAACACAUAAAAGUGGAUGUGAUAAAUGUCAGUUGGAUUCCCAUAGCUUCUGUGAUGGUUUAUGCAGCUGUGUUUAAAUUCGGAUUGGGUUUAGUCCCCAUUGUGUUAACAGCUGAACUGUUUCCCUCCAAUGUCAAAGCCUUGGGCAUGACUUUAUCUGAUGUUAUGUACGUUUUCUUUGCGUUUGUUUCGAUCGAGUUGUAUCAGUAUUUAAGUGACAAUUUUGGAAUGCACGUGCCAUUUUAUGUUUUCACGGUUUGUUGUUUUCUGACUGCUGUGUUUACUUACUUUUAUAUUCCUGAAACGAAAGGGAAAACUUUGGAACAAAUACAAUUUUUACUCAAAGGUGAACCAAUUCCGAAACGCAGCACGGAUAGGCCAGAAAUUAAGUAUUCUAGUGUUGAUAAAGUUUAAAUGUGAUAUAAAAAAGGAUAUUGUUGAAUGUACUUAUCUGAUUUCUGGGAAAUCAUUUUAUAUUCUAUUUAUGUUAAAUACAGAUAUAAAUUUAUUGUAA